CACAGCUGUUUUUAUUUCUGCAGCUGCGUUCAUCGAGCCUGGUGAUGGUUUAAAAGCUUUUAGUCACAGCAGGGCGAGCACAGCUCAUGCUAACAAUGUGACAGUGAGCCUGGAUGCUUGAGCAUUGCUGAGGAACCGGACUGAAGUCGUCGUCUGUCUGAGCUCUUUGGGCUUCAUGAUGUCGCCAUCUGCUGGUGAUGGACUCAGGCCUCUAAACAAACAUCAACUUCUGGCUUUGAAAUAACUUUAUCUCUGGCUCAUGUACGGGCAGCAUGGGGUGGGGCAGUCUGGGGACCCCAAAAGUAUGCAUGACCAACUGCUAUACAUGAUCCAACAUAGCUUAGAAAUGCAAUAUUUAAGUUUAAAGUCUACAUUUCGUCCUGUUUUCUGUUUUUACUAUUUUCACUUCUCAUUGUAUUGAGUAUGAUCUAUCCAUAAUCUCAUGAAAAUAUUAUUGGCCAUUAAAAUAUAAAGCCUCGUUAUGAAUCUUUUGUGACAAAGUCAUAUGUUUUGGAACUAAAUGUGGCAUCAUCCCAAGUUGUUUGAAAAGCACGUUGGGUGUGGUAAUUCCUGGAAAACCACCGCCUACAAAUAAAGUAAGUAAAGUGGCUCCUUCAGUUCAUGGACUGACGGACCUCAUCACAGAGCAGCUUUUCUUAACCUGGAGCUCUGGUAAGUCCUUUCCUAGCUUUGGUCAGGAAUGCGCGUGAUUGAUGAUUUGCUGGCAACAAAGAAAAGGACUUUUAGUUUUUAUUUUAUGAUUUCAGUCGCUGCUCUGCAAAGCUGCAUUUGAAUGUGAUGAUGUGCACACAAAACUUCUCCAACUCUUAAAACUCUGAUGUGUUUUUUUUAAAGCAGAAACGUCAUUAUUAUGCUCAAGUGUGAAAGAAGCAGGAUGAUUGCUGAUAAAGAAAAGAACGCAUUUUUAAUACAGAAACGUGUUGCACUUUUGCCUUUUGUCUCCAGUUUAGCGCCAUUAAAAUGAAUGGAAAUGCUUUUUUAUUCUGUAUUCUUCUGCUGAGCGUCACCUUAUCCAGUGCCUAUGAAGAAGGUUACAUCAGGCUGGCUGGUGGCCAGGAAUACUCCGAGGGCCGUGUGGAGAUCUUUCACGAUGGAGUUUGGGGGACGAUUUGCGACGAUGGCUGGGACAUAAAUGACGCUCAUGUAGUGUGUCGACAGCUGCGUUUCCCUGGUGCAGCCGAGGCUCCUGGAUCAGCUGCAUUUGGCGCCGGGGUCGGUAACAUCUGGAUGGACGAUUUAACCUGCGGUGGGUCGGAGAUUAACCUACUCCAGUGUACGUUUCCUGGCUGGGGGGUCCAUAACUGUGGUCACGGCGAAGAUGCCGGAGUUAGAUGUGAGAAAGGGGCGGAGCCUCAGAGCAGGGACCUCAACCACGAGUACACGUUGGACCACAAUGCGAGCCUCUCUCAGCAGCUAGGCGAGCUGUUUGACAGCAGACAGGACUGUGACGUGGACAUUGCAGUGGCAGUGGAUAACAACAUAGUGGAGACCAUCUGUGCUCACAGGGUCAUCCUUUCUCUCAAUUCAAACCUCAAGGCUUUGCAUCCAGACCUCAGCAGCUUGCUCAUUAACGUGUCUUCUGAUUGCAGCCAACAUGCCGAUAUAUUUGUCAGAUACUUCUACACGAGGAAGAUUACGGUCACAUUAGCCUCCUCCCACUGCAUCCUGAAAAUGGCUUCUGACUGGGGCCUGACUGAAUAUCACAAUGAGGCUGCGAAUCUCUUCAGACUGUUUCUCCCCGAGGACCCCACCUUCCAAAGUCAGAACUCUCUUUAUGAGUACGCAGUUCGCAGAAGUGACGACACGCUGCAGCAACUAUGUCUUCGCUACCUGGCGUGGAACUGCGAGGCGCUGAUCAACUCCCCGGCCUGGACAAGCCUUCCUUUUAAUCUGGUCAAAGCACUCCUUUCUCGCUCAGACCUCGUGGUGCGUAACGAAACAGUCGUCCUGAGCGGACUGGAGAGAUGGGCAGAAGCUCGAGGAAACGCAACCAUGCGUGAGAUACUUCUAAAUCUCGUCCGCUUCCCGAUGAUACCAGCUGAGGACUUAUACAGUCUUGACAGCUCAGAGUACCACGCUAGCAAGCUGGAGGGGUUUCAGUUUAAUGCUCUUCCUGUAAAAAUGCUCCUCAGCGACCUGACAGGAACCAUCUACACACCCAGGAUUUACACUGGCAGACCGUGGAGCUUCACCUUCAGCAGUCAGGAGAUCCGAGCUUACCAGCACUCCGGGGUCUACAUCCUUCGAGGGCAGCGAGUCAGCAGCCUGACGUCUGAUUUCCAAACCCCGGUUCAUAACAGCGCCUAUUUCGCUUUUCACACCAUGCGCUGGAAAGUCACGGCCUACGUCAGACAGGAAGACUGCACGAAGCAAAGUGUCACAUGUGCUUCUUUACCAGCGAUCAGCUUGAAGAUUGAAGAAAAGAAUUUACCCAGUGAGAUGGAGGGCCGCAUCCGUUACAGCAACAGGCUCAUUCUCAUGUGCGCAGGAAGGCACGUGUUCCACGUGAACGAAUUUAAUGCUGUUGACAGCGACAGCCCCAUAGCUGUUCCCAGCAUCUCAGAACAAGUCUACCCGUGCCACUCAAACCUGUUCUCCUACCAGGUGGUGGUACGUCCUCAGUACUCAACAGAUUAGAUCUGACUAGAGAACUUAAGAGAAGGAGGGUGUGCGUCAGCGCAAGAACUGCACGCACAUAAUGCUUUCGGCUCUCUCCUCCUUACGUGCAGCAGCUGCAAGUGGAAACCUCACAGUGAAAAUUAAGGUGGAUCCUGGAGCAGGUAGAAUUGACUUCAUGCAAGUUUUCUAAACAUGAGCCAGCUUGUCCUGUAGUUGCUGUGGAAUGCAUCGCUGUGGCUUGUUUGGGCACAUGGCGCUACUGUAAACCUGGGCAGAGAGCAGUAUCACCGCAUUUCUAUCUGAUGAUAAGUGAAAAAAUAAUUAAAAAAAAAGGUCUGGUCUACUGUUAUAAUCACUCUGUCUGCAGAAGGCCAUGCAUUUCUUUUAUUAUGCAAAAUAUGUGUAAUCAGAUUACAGUGUAUACACUUCUGUAAUGUAUUUGAUUCACUGAAAAUAUUUAUUGUCACUGCCAUGACAACAGUCCAGCAGUCUUAGCACAAUCUGUCUGUCCUAUACAAAUACAGUAGAAUGAUAGAAUAGAGACAGUUAUUAAUAAUACCUGUUAAAAUCCGCUGUGUGUAACAGAGCGUUUAAACAUACUGCAGGCUGCCUCCUCCUAUGGUGUCAGUUUGAAAAUCCUUCAUCACCCAUGUCUCAAAUUAUCGCAUUCACAAGACUUUUUUGAGGUCAAGGUCACUGAGAUUUGAAUUCAUCCAAGAUUUUGUGUAGAUACACCUGCUGCCCACCCGCCCCACGGUGGGGUGAUAAUGAUACCAAAGGCUGAUGGAUUGAAAAUAAAGAUUUAAGAAAAAAAACAAACUCUUUUGCAAUGAAGUUACAAGUUAAGUUAUGUAAGUACAAAUGUAUGAUUGCUAAAUCAUUUAGGAGACGUGUUUUAUGUCAUCAAAUUAUUUCAGCUAAUUUUAACACGGUACGGAGGCAUUCACAUGAACUCUGCUGCUGUUAGUUUCUGUUGGUUUUUAAGUGUUUUAAAGAGUUUUCUCCACUAAGGUACGAAAUAAAUUCUUCUUGCACUUCUUUAAAUGGGACCGGUGUCAAAAUCAUAAACACUUUUAUUUUAUGGAGCUGGUUUUUAGAUCCUGCCGAGCUUAAUUCAACAAAAACAGGCAGAAACCUUUCUGAUAAACAACGCUUCUCAUUUCCUGACUUUAAUGUUUUGAAUACUGUGACUAAAGUAAAGGGUCUAAAUCAGCGGUCUCAAACUCAAAUGAGCUGUGGGCCACGGGUGGCACUGUCGUCUCAUUGGAGGGCCACUUUAGUGUUCAAGUAGUACAAAAAACCCAGCCAAACAAACAACAAAACACUU
Haplochromis burtoni (Burton's mouthbrooder) is the source of this 3967-nucleotide messenger RNA. RefSeq names its product galectin-3-binding protein B. Lineage: Eukaryota; Metazoa; Chordata; Actinopteri; Cichliformes; Cichlidae. Gene Ontology annotation, cellular component: membrane. The transcript has 5 exons. Gene Ontology annotation, molecular function: protein binding. The coding region runs from base 982 to 2658 and encodes 558 amino acids. The record is from RefSeq and is a predicted model, not a curated record.